Molecule: messenger RNA, 1470 nt
Organism: Gorilla gorilla gorilla (western lowland gorilla)
Lineage: Eukaryota; Metazoa; Chordata; Mammalia; Primates; Hominidae
Gene: SNX3
Product: sorting nexin 3
Exons: 4
Coding region: 346-834 (162 amino acids)
Biological process (GO): endocytic recycling; late endosome to Golgi transport
Cellular component (GO): early endosome membrane; retromer complex
Molecular function (GO): phosphatidylinositol-3-phosphate binding
Source: RefSeq, a predicted model, not a curated record
GGGCGCUGUAGUCCGGCCGGAACCUGUUUGCGACCCCGAGUCCCAUGACACCGCUUCUCACACCCCAGUCCGCAGUGCCCCUCCCCAGCCUCGGCCGGGCCUCCCGGGAGCCGGGCGUGGCGUUCCAGCUAGUGAGCCGUUUCUCCCCUGGGCUCGGAGGCGGAAGCUUGAGGGGCGCGGGGAGGAGCUUCGCGUGCGGGGUGAACGCCCGCUCUACGUGCUCGUUCUCUUCGCGACCGCUGCGCGCGAGCCCCGUGUCCCCACGGCGGGCAGCAGCGGCGGCGGCGGCGGCUGAACGCGGAGGGGGCGGAGGGAGCCCGCGGCGGCGGCAGCAGCUACAGCGAAAUGGCGGAGACCGUGGCUGACACCCGGCGGCUGAUCACCAAGCCGCAGAACCUGAAUGACGCCUACGGACCCCCCAGCAACUUCCUCGAGAUAGAUGUGAGCAACCCGCAGACGGUGGGGGUCGGCCGGGGCCGCUUCACCACUUACGAAAUCAGGGUCAAGACAAAUCUUCCUAUUUUCAAGCUGAAAGAAUCUACUGUUAGAAGAAGAUACAGUGACUUUGAAUGGCUGCGAAGUGAAUUAGAAAGAGAGAGCAAGGUCGUAGUUCCCCCGCUCCCUGGGAAAGCGUUUUUGCGUCAGCUUCCUUUUAGAGGAGAUGAUGGAAUAUUUGAUGACAAUUUUAUUGAAGAAAGAAAACAAGGGCUGGAGCAGUUUAUAAACAAGGUCGCUGGUCAUCCUCUGGCACAGAACGAACGUUGUCUUCACAUGUUUUUACAAGAUGAAAUAAUAGAUAAAAGCUAUACUCCAUCUAAAAUAAGACAUGCCUGAAAUUUGGCAAGAAGGGGCAAAAACGUGACUAUUAAUGAUUGAUAAGCACCAGUGAAGAAGUUCUAACUUUUAGCAUGCUGCACAGAAACUGGUAUAACAUGCCUUCAGUAUACUAACACUCAUAUGCUCAGUUUUGUUUUGUUUUGGCAGUUGACAAGAAGUUAAUUUGCUUUAGUAAAAAUCCCUCAUUCCAGCCUUUCUAUAUAAAUAGCUCUUUCUUGCUGUUUUAAUGUGGUGCACACUAUAGCCUCACAAACCUGUUAUUCCAGUGUAAUCUGCAGUGUCGUAACUAAAGUUACUGGCUUGGUCUUAUUUGCACAGUUUUUGCGUCUUGUUUGCUUCUUGCAUCUGAUUAACUAGAAUAUUUCUCUUUCCCCCUUUUAAUGUGUGAUGUCACUUGCCCCCAUUUAUGUGUAGGAGCACUACACCAUUGGCUUCCAAUACUGCACACAUAAGAUACAUACUUGUGUGCAGAAAGUAUCUUCCUCCAGGCUUGUAAUACCCUUCACAUGGAAGAUUAAUGAGGGAAAUCUUUAUAUUCUGUAUAAAAACAAAAGCAAAUUUAUAUACUAAAAUCAUUUGUCUAAAAAUUUAAGUUGUUUUCAAAUAAAAAUUAAAAUGCAUUUCUGAUAUGCA